AUGGAUUUAGAAGGAGGAUUUUUUCUAGUUAGGUUCUCGAAUCAAGAUGACUACGUACACGCCUUAUUUGAGGGGCCUUGGAUGAUAGCAGACCACUAUCUGCUAAUCCAAAGAUGGAGACCGUUGUUCAUGCCUCAAGAAAUGGAAGUCCAUAAACUAGCGGUUUGGGUCAGAAUUCCAAAUCUUCCAGUAGAACUUUACAAUAGAUAUUUCUUAUGGAAGGUUGGAAAAAUAUUGGGAACCAUGUUGCGGAUAGAUGAAAAUACUUCUAUUCACUCGAGUGGUAAAUUCGCUCGUAUUUGCGUGAAAAUCGAUUUGAGGAAGCAACUGGUGCCGUCCUUUGCAACCUUAGGUAAGGAAUUCUAUUUGGUCUAUGAAGGAUUGCAUCAGAUCUGUUUCUACUGCGAAAGAUAUGGGCAUAAGAUGGAUGACUGUCUAGAAAUGAGGAAGCAUGUCACAGGGACAAAUUUUGAUCAAGGUGGCAAUAGUGAUCGGAACCACCACAAGGAGAACAGCAACAUCUGCAGCCACCAGAAGCAAGACCAAAAUCUUCAGAAUCCACAAAAAGGGAAAGAAAAAAUUGGGGGAGAAAAUAAUGGUACAAUUAAUGAAAAUCAUAAUACUACCGUUAGUAAUCCUCAACAAAGUAGAUCCUUCUAA
Molecule: messenger RNA, 660 nt
Organism: Arachis stenosperma
Lineage: Eukaryota; Viridiplantae; Streptophyta; Magnoliopsida; Fabales; Fabaceae
Exons: 1
Coding region: 1-660 (219 amino acids)
Source: RefSeq, a predicted model, not a curated record